UCGGCGGAGCAGAGGCACAGGGACCACCAAGCGGAGCGUUGAACAAGCAUUUUCAGGUAGUCUUGCAGAAGUCGCUGCAUGUGUUCUAACUUCACCACUGAGCUGACACAUACCUUCAAUAGAUGAGACUAAUGCUUGCUGUCUAACACGCGUGCUGCACAGUGUGGCACACAGAAUCAUCAGUACUGCCUGCAAGGCAUUCUACAAGGUUCGUUGGAGACGAACACCCCCUUCCUCAUCUCACCGUGCGUCUCUUUCUUGGCGCUGUAAACUGAUCAUCAGUGAAAGUGCUCCCGAGCUGAAGCAGCCGAACUGUGUGUGACAUUCUUCCACUAUUCGGAUUGUGCUCAGGCUGGCUGGCUGCUGCACAGGCACCAUGGAGCAGAAAUCACCUAAGGAUGAGGGCACCGCCAAAGGACAAGAGUCUCUGUCCUACCAGCGGAGGAUGUGGAAGAAUUUCCAGGAGAAAACCAAGCCUUGGCUGAGUCCUAAACUGGGAUCGGAGCGUCGUGGUGCCAGGGGCGCGGAGGGCAGCAAAAAGGAAUCAGGGUUAUGGAUGUUUAAGAGGAAAAAGAAACAGUUGGACCGGGUGUUUUCGUCGUCUCAGCCAAAUCUGUGCUGCUCUCCGCCGGCGCCCUUUGAAGGGGACAAGAAGUCCCAUGGGAGCGACGCGGUCCCCGGCACCAGCAGCGAGGGACGCCCUCAUCCCCUGGGCGCAGCUUCUGGAGCCACGGGGAGCAAACCCGAGUUGACGGCACACGGAAGCCCAAAACUCCUCGUGUCCCAGCUGAUCAUGUACCAGCAGAAGAGCUCCUCUCUCGGCUCGGCGUGCUUCGAGAAACUGGUGGUGGACCCGGUCCGCUCUGGUGGGGAGAGGAGGAGCAGCUGCGUAAAAAACGCAAGUGAUUCUGGCAUCAACCUCGUGGGACCCAGUAAUGCAGAGCCCCCACCUCAACCUCCCAGUCCAGCCAUGUACCAGCUGGAUAUCAUUCUGAAGAAAGGGAACAACCUGGCCAUCCGAGAUCGAACAGGGACCAGCGACCCAUAUGUGAAGUUUAAGAUUGCAGGGAAGGAGGUGUUCAGGAGUAAGACCAUUCAUAAGAACCUCAACCCGGUGUGGGAUGAGAGAGUAAGCCUUCUGGUGGAAAACCUGAAGGACCCACUAUACGUCAAGGUUUUUGACUAUGACUUUGGACUUCAGGAUGAUUUCAUGGGCUCAGCAUACCUCCAUCUGGAGUCACUGGAACAUCAGAGGACACUGGAUAUGACACUGGACCUGAAGGACCCCCAGUAUCCUGAACAUAACCUGGGCAGCCUGGAACUGGCGGUCACUCUGUUACCAAAGGAGGGAGACAUGAAGGAUGCUACUAUGCUUUUGAGAAGGAACUGGAAACGAUCUAGUAAGUAUCAGAGUAUGCGUCUCUCAGAUGUGCACAGAAAAGCCCAGCUGUGGCGAGGUAUAGUCAGCAUCAGUCUGAUAGAAGGUCGCAGCCUCCAGCCCAUGGAUGCCAACGGCCUCAGCGACCCUUAUGUCAAAUUCAAGAUGGGGCACCAGAAGUACAAGAGCAAGACAAUUCCCAAAACACUGAACCCCCAGUGGAGAGAGCAGUUUGACUUCCACCUGUAUGAGGAACAGGGAGGCUACGUGGACAUUACGGUCUGGGACAAAGAUGCUGGCAAGAAGGAUGACUUCAUGGGAAGGUGUACCAUCGACCUGUCGCAUCUCCCUAAAGAACACACACACAAGCUGGACCUGCCACUGGAGGAAGGUGAAGGCAUGCUGGUGCUGUUGGUUACACUCACUGCUUCUGCCGCCGUUUCAAUCUCAGACCUGUCAGUCAACAUGCUGGACGACCCGCACGAGAGACACUACAUCAUGCAGAGAUAUAGUCUGUGGAGGUCAUUCCACAACCUAAAAGAUGUCGGCGUGGUGCAGGUGAAGGUCAUCAGGGCUGAAGGACUGAUGGCAGCAGAUGUCACAGGUAAGAGUGACCCGUUCUGUGUGGUGGAGCUGAGCAACGAUCGGCUGCAGACGCACACCAUCUACAAAAACCUCAACCCAGAAUGGAACAAGGUCUUCACUUUUAACGUGAAGGACAUCCACUCGGUGCUCGAGGUCACUGUUUACGACGAGGACCGAGACAGAAGUGCAGACUUCCUGGGGAAAGUGGCUAUUCCUUUACUACAUAUCCAAAAUGGAGAACGCAAAGCCUACGCCUUGAAAAACAAGGAGCUGACAGGGCCAACAAAAGGGGUCAUCUUUCUCGAAAUAGACGUGAUUUUUAAUGCUGUGAAGGCUGGUCUCAGGACGUUGAUUCCUAUUGAGCAGAAGUAUAUCGAGGAGGAACCCAGAGUGUCCAAACAGCUGCUGUUGCGCAACUUCAACAGAGUUAGACGCUGCAUCAUGUUCCUGAUCAACAUUGGCUGCUAUGUCAACAGCUGCUUCGAAUGGGACUCUCCACAGAGGAGCAUCUGUGCUUUUGUACUUUUUGUCAUCGUUGUUUGGAACUUUGAACUCUAUAUGAUUCCUCUGGCUUUGCUUCUGCCUUUGGCCUGGAACUACAUCCUCAUUGCAUCGGGGAAGGAUACCAGGCAAGAUGUGCAAGCAGUGGAGGACCUGCUUGAGGAUGAGGAUGAGGAUUUUGACAAAGAUGACAAGGACCCUAAACCAGGCCCCUGGGAGGACAGCCGUGAUAAAAACCAUAUCCUCGAGGAUAUGUUGGCUUCCUGGCACUUUGAGUGGAUACGAGCGAUGGUGGACUCGGAGAGAAAGGGCUUCAUGAACAAGCUUUAUGCCAUUCAGGACGUGUGCAUCAGUGUGCAGAAUGCACUGGAUGAAGUGGCCUCCUAUGGCGAGAGGAUAAAGAACACAUUUAACUGGACCGUGCCUUUCUUAAGCUGGUUGGCCAUUGUGGCUUUCGGAGCAGCCACCACCAUCAUCUACUUCAUCCCUCUACGAUACAUUGUGCUCGCCUGGGGGGUGAAUAAAUUCACCAAAAAGCUGCGAGACCCUUACACUAUUGAUAACAACGAGCUUCUAGACUUUCUGUCCAGAGUGCCCUCAGAUGUACAAGUGGUGCAGUACCGAGAGCUGAAACUGGAUCCCAAUCCCAGUCCAAAUAAAAGGAAGAAAAACAACCCCGGGUAGAUGACUGUGUCCGCCCACCAACUCUUCUCUUCUUCACUUUCCUUCUUGUAAUCUAUUACUGGACUCAGAGCAGCAGAGGAAGACGGCUCCGGACUAGCUCAGCUAUCCUUCCCUUUUUUUCUUUUUUCCAAUUUUCUAUUCUAAAAGCUUUUUUUCUGUCUUAAAUUGCUCAUGACGUACAGUACAGUUUUCUGAAGUGUAAUUUUUGUAUAAAAAAAAAAAGAAGAGUACAAGAAAUAUUCUUAUCACCAUAAAGCUUUUGAUUGAUUUUCAAGGCAAGUGAGAAGGAUGGAAGGAACAACCUUUUUCUUAGCCGUGUGCACCACUCACCUUUCUUCCCUCCAUCGCUCUGACAGUUUGGAGGACUUUGUCCAUCUGCGUGCCACAAGUGACAAGUGUCACACAAUGAGUAAAAUGAGUUUCAACAUUUAUACUCACCGUCCCAAAAAAUACAUUUUUACUGCAAUCCAUGUUUAUUAAAAUUACAAGCCUUAUACCAACAUUUUGCAUUGUCACUCUGCAGUCGACUUUUAGGUCUUUUUUUUAGAGCAUAUUGUAGUUAUCCAAUGGUUUUGGUAAUAUGUUCAUAUUUUGUAAUUGUUUUUGUACUGAAGUAUCUUUUGUGUUAUUCCUCUCUUGGAUGUGGUAAUGAUGUCAUGUUCACUGGCAGUCAUUUCUAUUGUUUCCACUUAACUCAGCCAGCCAAGUUGAUUAGCAAUUAUGGUAGUAGCCCCCAGAUAUGUCCUUCUACACAAACACAAACCUGGACCAACAGGCUGACGGCUUGUGCUUGUAUCUGUCUGUGCUUUGAUACAAUGGCCAAAGAAAUAUACUAAUCCUAAACAAAAGAAUCAAUCCACAGUAGACAGUAGUAUUAGUUUAAAGUACAGUGAGCAUGUUCUUCUUAAAUAGAUUGUGAUUACAUAAUCAUAAUUAAAUAAUACCAGGAGGAAAAAAAGUACAACACUAUUGAAUAUAAGACAAUUGGUAUUGUUUUUCAUAAUUUAAUAGUAGCUUUGUUUAACCCUUUAAAAACAUGCGAAAGCUCCCUUUCAAUCAAUCAGUGCGACACCGUUUCUGCCUGUCAGAUGACGCGGCACAUCUCUGCAGCCGUAGUGUUAAUAUAGAUGUCACCCAGUUUAUGCAGAGUGUCGCCAGGCAUGCAGGCCUUUAGGCAGUCACAGCCAUAAUCUUGUUUGAAAGGCUGGUCUCCUUUCCUCUCAUCUCCCGGUGUUUGCCUCGGCGCCCACACAAGAAAGCAUUCACACACACACACACACACACACACACACACACACACACGCACACACACGCACACACACGCACACACAACAAAACUAAAAUUUCCUCCAACGUGAACACGCUGCUUCUUUCAGGGAUCUCGCGUACACAUACUGUACCUACUUGCUCGCAGAUGAAAGCAUAACAUCCCAUUUGAGCAGGCACAUUCUCUCCCUCUCAGGCACACACACACACACACAAACACAAACAUGCUCUCUGUGCUGUUGUGCCCCAGGCUGGCCGCUCUCUCCAUCUGCCCCACCUCCUGUGCCCACAGCACAACUUUGAUCCUUCUUUCCAGAGACAGAGGCUUGUGUAUGUGAACCGUGUAUGUAAGAGUGUUUGCGUAUACACGUUUAUGGAAUCAAAGACGCGUUGCUUUUCUCAGCGUCGGUAUGUGUUACAAUUGUAUCCCCCCUCCAGCUGUAGACUGAUGCGUAGAUUCAGUCGUGUGUGUGUCAGCCUGUAACGGCGUGUGUGUGGUGUGGUGCAGCACAAGUGCCAGCUGGUAUUUGGUGUGGAGUUUGCUGGCGUAGGCGGCCGUCAGCUAGAUGAGCAGCAAGUCGCUGUGUGACAAGACACGGCUCUGAGGGGACCUAGGCCUGAGAUGUCAGGGAUUUGUGUGUUUUAUGCUAUUUCAGACCCCCUUUCCCAUCAUGCUUCUCUCCGUUUGCGCUCUGCGCGGUUCCCUCUUUCGUCAGUGAGCGGGGUUGCGACCCUGUCUGAAGGGACGGUCUCCUGGGCUUCUUGCUGAGCAUCUGUUGAAAGAUCACAGCCCAAGCUAUAUUUGAGGAGGUCUCCUCUCAUCCUACUGAGCCCUGCCUCCAUCUCCUCCCCGACCCCCCCUUCUGCAUCUUUUUGUUCCCUCUCCCCCCUUUGUCUGUCUGGUCGUCUGUCUCUCUGUCUUUAUCGCUCUAACCCCCUCCCCACCACAACGAGAGCUCUCUUCUGCCAUUUCGUCAUCCUUUUUCCCCCCGACUGUCUCCUUGCCAUAACCUGUACCCCCCCCCCCCCGUUGCCUAUCCAUCUCCAUGCUUAAAUAUCAACAGGCUUGGAUCUGUCACUCCAGAGAGACAUUGAUUUUGUUUUGUUGUUUUGAGGAAUCCACUUGAAAGACAAUAACAGACUGUCCCCUAAGAGCGGCGUUGCAGACUGAUUAUAGCCUCCUGAACAAACACACUCGGUGGUUUGUGAAGGAUGGCUUUUUAUAAUGCCUAAAGGGACUGUUUGAAUACCUGAUAUGUACUGUAUGUGUCUACUACUGUAUGUAGUUAUUUUUCAGUAAAUUGUGGUGACUUGUGUGGUAUUGCAUUCAAAUACCAUUUUCUUUUUUGUCAUAUUAUUGGAUUUCGGCUUUGUUUGCAAGCAAACCAAAGUGUUUUUAUUGUGUAUGAUAUAGAGAACAUUAAUUAUAUAAAAGGAAUGUAUCAGACUGUCAGCUGUAAAGGGAAAAAAAAGCACUUUUAUUUGCACCAAGUUGAAAUGAGACUAUUUAUUUUUUAAAUAAUACUGUACAUAGCUACCUAAUUUAUGUUUGUAUUUUAUACAGUAUGCCGGUUGAUGGUCUGGUGAUAAUGUUGUAAAGUAGGUGUAUGCCUGCCUCAUUUUCUGAGAUCUGUUUUUUUCUGCCUGCGACGUUGCCUGCCAGUGUGACAUCAUCUUCAUGUGCCCAGUUCUGGCCGAUGACAUUUCAAGAUGGGAAUAAGAAGCCAAGACAUAAAUUGGGUCAUGAGGGGUAAUAGAAAAUCCGAUGUAUAUUUCUUGUUUGAGAAAUGAAAUGCAUCCGAUGUAUGUUGCUUAUUUUGAAAGAAAAAAGGAGAAAACAAACACAAGAUUAAA
This is a messenger RNA of Cyclopterus lumpus (lumpfish), 6268 nucleotides long. It is a transcript of the gene mctp1a, whose product is annotated as multiple C2 domains, transmembrane 1a. The record is from RefSeq and is a predicted model, not a curated record. Gene Ontology annotation, molecular function: calcium ion binding. Gene Ontology annotation, cellular component: synaptic vesicle membrane. NCBI's taxonomy places the organism in Eukaryota, Metazoa, Chordata, Actinopteri, Perciformes, Cyclopteridae. The coding region runs from base 377 to 3148 and encodes 923 amino acids. Gene Ontology annotation, biological process: regulation of neurotransmitter secretion. The transcript has 22 exons.